AGACCCUCCCACCGGUGAGUGGGUGAAAGGCUCGGUGCUGUGAAUUUGCAGCACCGGCCGCGCGGCAUCAGGUGAUGCGAAGCCAUGCGGACCUCUACAUCGUGGGCAUCGGCCACAACGAGGAGGCGGACCGAUUGCUGGCGCGGCGACUGGCUGGGACACUGGAGCGAGGAGGCUUCAGCUGCACAGGCGACCAUGAAGCCCCAGAGCGCGAGCCCGGCCGCGUGAACAUCGCCGAGACAGAGUGCCGCUGCGUCUUCUUCGUGCUGGCGCCAGGCGUCCCCGUGGAUGCCGCGGUGGUAGCGCAGCUCCGGGGCGCUGCGGCGGCGGGGAAGUCCGCGCGGGGCGUCUACGAAGCCGGGCCCAGCGCCUGCCAGGACUUGUCUGAGUGGGGCCAAGCCAUCCCCAAUGCCUUCAUACGGCCAGCAUUGCCCAUCAGCCGCUACUUCCCCCGGGUCUCUGAGCGCCUGGUGCUGCAGGCGGCCUAUGAGGAGCUGCUCAGAGCUGCGCCGAAGCAGGUGGAAGCCGACGGUCAAGCGGACUACAUCAGAGGCUUCACGGCGGAUCCAGGGGGCCGCUUCACUGAUCCCCCUCGCGAGUUUCAGUCGUUGAUGGCUGGGGACGAGGGCCAGGAUCACUCGGACUUCGCCCAGCUGGCCAGCCUGAACUGCACUCAGUGGAUACAAGUGCGGGACUUGCGCCUGGUCUUGGGUGCAGAAGACAGCACUGAGACCUUGAGGUGUCUUCUGGAGGAGAAAGCCUCGUCCAUCAUGUCCUCAGCAACGAUGCUACACGGCUCUGCGAUUCGGCCGAUGUACUUAUCUUUUCUACCAGGCGACGUGCGCACCAUGCCGGCCUGCUGCGCCACUCCAUCACACGCCACGACCCCUGCGAGCCACUGCCAAACGCCCAAGAGCACAGCUAGCCGGCAUGGCCCGAUGGUCUGCAAUGUGCCCUCUGAGAAUCAGCUGAUUUGCCUUGAGAAGGCGCUGCACCACCUGCCGGGCGGCCCGGUGGACAGCAUGGCCGUGGGCUUCGGCGUGGUGGACGGCCACGAAGGCCCCGGGUUUCCGGAGCUCCUUUUGGCCUCUCACAUCGCCGUGCUGGAGAACGGCCACAAAGGCACGCCGAGCCUCUCCCAGCACUUGGAGGGCGGUGAGCUCUUCAUUGAAGCCGUGAUCGCCAUCAUCACCGGCCGGCUGGCGAGUUGCAGAGAAAACCAGCUGGAGGACCUGGAUGCGGCUCUAGGUGAAGAGCUGGAGCCAGGUAUGACCCUGAGAGAGCUGGUCGCCACAGAUUCCGAGGGCUCCGGAAAUCUGAUCAACAAGAUCUGCGGCCACGUGCAGAUGAAGCCCUUUCGGACGCCGGAGGCUCGGGCCUGGUGGCUGCGGCACUGCCGCCGGGCGCUGGAGACGCAUCCGCUGCUCCAGGGCCGCGCCUACCGCCGGACCCUGCUGCAGAAUUGCGUUUCCACCGACUCCCUCAGCAUCUCUCCGAGCAUCGCGUCCUUCCAGCUGGGUGCCCAGGAUCUGAUCAACAACGAGUGCGCCAACGCGCUGGCGGACACCGUGAAGGUCCGCGUGGUCUCCGAGGCGCCCACGGAGAUGAACAUGGUGAAGACGGGAGAUGCGGAGACGGACACCUUGGAUUGGGGCGAGCAAGUCAACCAGCAGCGGCUGAAAGACUUGCGGAAGCUGAUGCGCUGCCUCUUCCAGGCCUUUGACACAGAGGACCCCAUGAUGAAGAACAGCCAGGUGCCAAGCUUCACCAGCAACCGCCGACAGAAAUAUCGUGGUUGGCAAUGCCUGGUGAUGCUGAAUAAAGCCGUGCAUUCCGACAUUUUCGCCAUCACUUUUGCGGUUCUCACCAUCUAUACCCUUUUCGCUCCGAAUGUCUUACUGCUCUUCGGGCUGAGCACGGAGUACACCUACUCAGUGGCCUUGGUGAACACCAUCGUGCUGGCCUUCUUCCUCGUGGAGACCUUCCUGAGCUGCGUCUUCAUCAACGGCUACAUGCGCUCGGGCCGGGUGUUCCUGGACAUCAUGGCCAUGGUCAGCCUGACGGGAGACACCCUGCUGCAGGCCCAGCUCUACCCCUCCGCCGAGGCCUCGGUGGCGGACUCGCGCAUCACGGGCCGCUCCUCGCGGAUCUUGGAGAUCCUGAAGUUCGCCCGGCUCUUCCGCAUCGUGCAGCUGCUGCGCACGCUUCACGGCAUUGUGUGGCGGAAUUUCUUGCGUCCACAUCAUGGCCUGGCGCAACAGCUUUACCACAAGAGGUUGUGGCGCGUGUUCCAGGACCUGGACGAGAAGAAGACCGGGAAGCUGCCCCCCGAGCAGCUGGACUUCUUCGUGAUGGCCAUGCGCCUGGAGUUUCCUGAAAAGAGGGUGGCUCCUUCACGUUCACGCUUGAAAUUUGGCCGGAAGCCGCAAGAGCCAGCCAGCUUUGCCAACCGACAGUACGGGACUAUGAUGAGCAUCAAGCCCGGGGCGUUUCAACGACUGAACCAGCUCGGCGCCGUUGCUGCCAUAUGGGACCUGCACCCCAAGACGAACUGCGACGGAACCUUCGCCUCCGUCAUUGACGAGUUCCGCGUGAGGCCAGAGGGCAAGCGGGCGCUGCAGAAGUGCCAAGAGGAUGUGUCGCGAGUAAAGGCUUCCUUCUCCUUGGUGCAGAAGGUCAGUGGGCCAGUGGUGGUGAAAGUGUGCCUCAUCGUCUUGGGCGUCAUGGGCAUCGUCAUUUUGCUUGAUGCCUCGCUGGAGGACCAUGGGGACUAUCAGCACCUGGCGCACUUGGACGGCCUGGCCGGUUCGAGCGCAUCCGUGGUCUCACAGGGGCCCUCGGAGUUGCUGUGCUCGGCGGCCCUGGACUUUGCCAACACCUCGCCCCACCGAGUGCUGCUGGCGGGCAUCCGCCACCUGUAUUGGACGCCUGGGUCCUGCGUCUGGGGGAACAACACCAUCACCUCGAACCAGUGGCUGGAGGCAGCGCGUGCAGCCAUGGAGAUGCAGGACUUGCAGCCACACGAGUUGCAGCUGGUUUGCUUCCCCAACGAGGACUGCACAGGCACACCCACGAGCGUUGCGUUGCUGGACAAGCACGUGUCUGUACGUGGAGACGCGCAAUCAGACAUUGUUUACCACUUUGUCGUUGUGUGCCUCAUGGUUGUGUUUGCUCUGGCGUUCAUGCACGCCCUCAACAAGGUCAAUACGCGCAUGUUGCACCCGCUAUGGAACAUCCUCGACGACAUGGCUUCACUGCGCUCGCUGGAAGCUGUGCGGAUGACCAACUUUCAGCCGGCAGACCAGAUGCUGAAGGACCUGCAGCAGAGCGGGAAGAAGGGCCCUCUGCGCAGGCUGCUGCGCUAUGGCAAGCGGAAGGUGAAGAACAUGUUGGAUGACACCAAGGGGUCAGACGAUGUCAAGGAGCUGGCGGAUCUGCGAGGCUCACUGUCAACCAUGCGGGCGGCACUCCGUUCGUGGGCCAAGUAUGUGCCGCCCUACUUGUUGAAAAGCUUGUACAGAUCCGGCGUCGAGGCAACUGUGGGCUUCCACGAAAACGAAGUGAGCAUCCUGUUCUGCGACAUCGAUGGCUUCAAGGAGAUGUGCAGGGACCGCACCCCGAAGGAAGUGCUCAACCUGCUCAGCUUGGUCCAUGGGGAGGUCUCAAAUGCCAUCGAGGCGCAGGCUGGAACACUCUUGGAGUUCGUGGGUGAUGAGGUGCUUGCAGUGUUCAAUGCUCCAAAUGAAGUUGUCGACCACGAAGAACAUGCCGUGGAAUCAGCGACUGAUGUCCUGGAGCGCGCGGACAAGCUCGGGGUCCGCAUGCGCUGCGGGGUGCACUCCGGAAAGGUCCUGGUGGGAAACAUUGGCUCGCAGACCAGGAUAAAGUUUGGUGUCCUUGGCGACCCGGUGAACGUGUCCGCGCGCCUGAAGAGCGCGAACUCCCAUUUUGGCACCAGCUGUCUGGUGUCCGAUGAGAGCUUGGAGGAGGCGGAUGACUUACAUAAGAGCUAUGUGGCCCGGCCGAUUGGCAACAUCAUCCUGAAGGGCCGGAAGAACGCGACAAAGGUUUGGGAGGUGCGCGGAAAGCGCUCCAGUGCAUCACAAACCUUAGCAAAGACCUAUGAUGCCCAUAGGCGCGCCUUUGAGCUCUUCUUGGCCCGGCGCUUUGGGGAGGCGCGGCCGCUGCUGGCGGAGGUAUGUCGCAGCCUGCGUGGCCGCUUGGGCAGCGUAGACAUCCCGUCCCAGCACCUGCUACACUUGUGCGACAAGUACCUCAAGGAGCCGCCUCCAGCGGAAUGGGAUGGCUCGGAGCCGAUGUCCAAGAAGUAGAUACUGAGGUUCGAUGUGAUGCUGCCUCCUCUCUUGCCUGUUGUUCCCGGGAUUGAGGCUCACGUAACCAGCCUCACAAUAGGCCGUCAGGGCAAGAAGUACCCUCGUCGAAGGGUACAGCUGACUCG
Molecule: messenger RNA, 4459 nt
Organism: Effrenium voratum
Lineage: Eukaryota; Dinophyceae; Suessiales; Symbiodiniaceae
Source: the annotation of a GenBank genome assembly